UCGAUCCAUAGAAAGAGAAAUAGAGAAAGAGCCUUAAGAAAAAUCUCCAUCGUAAUGGCUCUCAAUACUUACUAUCAAGACACUGCGACCCUCGUGACGUCCUCUAUCUCCGACAACAGAAACUACAAUGCGACAGAGAGCUGCUUCGACGCUUUCUCUGACAAGACAGUUGAUGUCAGUGAGAGAAGAGAGGAGAAAAAGGCUGUGGCGCCUGAGACACACCCGCCGACGAUAUUUUCGUCGAACGUUCCGUCGGUGCUGAAGCGAGAGUACACGAGUGACGGUCGGCUUUUACUUAAGGAAGAGAAAAUGCGUGGUCGUCACGAGUAUUUGCGAGCUCACAGAUCCAAUGGUCGUCUCAUUCUCCAGCUAGUCUCUCUUGAUGAUGAUGAUGAUGAUAAUCGUGAUUCAGAUGUUAAGGAUGGUGAUGAAUGAUCAUCACUUGGAAGUCAAGUUACGUUCACAAAUUCUUUUAUAAAUUUCUGAAUUAGCGUUCCGUUUAGUUUUGGCGGGUUCCCUUUUACCAUGUUCUUGUAAUCUCCGAAACUGAAAUGGAAUGAUAAUAAACAAAUAAUAGAUUUGGGUAUCUUCUAUGCCCUUGU
Messenger RNA from Camelina sativa (false flax), 602 nucleotides. RefSeq lists its product as uncharacterized. NCBI's taxonomy places the organism in Eukaryota, Viridiplantae, Streptophyta, Magnoliopsida, Brassicales, Brassicaceae. The record is from RefSeq and is a predicted model, not a curated record.